Mytilus trossulus (common blue mussel) is the source of this 4203-nucleotide messenger RNA. RefSeq names its product inter-alpha-trypsin inhibitor heavy chain H3-like. The transcript has 12 exons. Bases 129 to 2870 code for a protein of 913 amino acids. Gene Ontology annotation, molecular function: serine-type endopeptidase inhibitor activity. The record is from RefSeq and is a predicted model, not a curated record. Gene Ontology annotation, biological process: hyaluronan metabolic process. Lineage: Eukaryota; Metazoa; Mollusca; Bivalvia; Mytilida; Mytilidae.
CCGACUUCCUUCAGAGAUUUUAACCGAAAACAAGUGUUAUUAGUUUGGGAUUUUUUGUACGUAGGCGACAGUACAGCUGCUGUAGAUACAGUAGUGUAAUCUAUCUGUUUCAUAACAUACCAACAAACAUGGACGGGAUAGGAAUUCUUAAUUUACUUUUAGUGAUUCCUUUAAUUGGGUAUUCAGAAACACUGCAGAAUCCUAGAAUAUAUUAUAUGCACAUAAAAUCUGAUGUGAAAUUCCGAUUUGCAACAACUUUAGUAACCAGCAAAGUUGCUAACAGUGCCAAAACUCCAAUUGAAGCUCACUUUGAAGUAACUCUUCCAGAUGCAGCAUUUAUUACAGAAUUCAUUAUGGAAAUCGAUGGACGGACGUAUCCUGGAGAAAUCAACGAGAAAGCGAAAGCGAAAGAGAAAUAUGAUACAGCAAAGAAAAGGGGUCAAAGUGCUGGACAUGUGGCACAAAAACCAAGACAUACCAAUCGUUUUAGUGUUGAUGUAAACAUAGCAGCCGAAAGUAAAGUGACCUUUAACCUUACUUACCAAGAAUUAUUAGAGCGUGUCUAUGAGGAAUACGAGCAUAUUAUAUAUGUAGACCCAGGCCAGAUUGUGGAGGAUUUCCAAAUUGACGUGUAUCUUCAGGAAUCAAGAGACAUUACUAAAGUCUCAGUGCCUCCACUCCGAAAUGAUAUUAUUUCCGAUGUCAGUGAAGGGAAAAACGCGUUAGCUGUUAUUGACCGACCAACAUCGAAGUCUGCCACUAUUCAUUAUGCCCCAUCCACCGAUGACCAGAAACAGAUGUCUGACCAGGGAAUAUCAGGAUUGUUUGUUGUCGAGUAUGAUGUCCAGAGAAAAUUUGAUGCUGGUGAAGUCAUGGUUGUAGAUGGGUAUUUUGUACAUUUCUUUGCGCCAGAAGGUAUGGACCCUAUACCAAAAGACGUGUUAUUUAUCUUAGAUGUAAGUUCAUCCAUGUCUGGCACUAAAAUCCAACAACAAAGAGAUGCUAUGGAUAGCAUAUUGCAGGACCUACACGAAGGUGAUCAAUUCAACAUCAUGGAGUUCAGUACACGUGCAAAUUUAUGGCAGAAGACCUUAUUGUCAGCUAACACAGAGAACAAACAAAAAGCGCGUAAUUAUGCAAGAAAAAUGAAAGCGACUGGAUGGACGGACAUUAACACUGCCAUGUUAAGAGGAAUCGAGUUUCUGAAUUCUAUACCAAGUAAAGGAACUUCAGGAAAUCGUAUGAAGUUACUUGUUUUUCUGACUGACGGUCAAGCAUCAAAGGGUGAACAAAAUAGAGAUAAUAUUCUUAACAAUAUCGACAAGAAAAAUAUCAAAGGAUUGCCUGUUUUCAGUCUUGCCUUUGGGAACGACGCCGAUUAUGAAUUUGUAAAAAAGGUUGCAGUAAAAAAUAAAGGUGUUGCUCGCAAGAUUUUUGAAGACUCUGACGCAUCUUUGCAGAUAAAAGGCUUUUACAAUGAAAUUUCGUCGUCAGCUUUACAAAAUGUUUCUUUUAAAUAUCUUGACAAAAAUACAGAUGUCACUGUAAAUGCAACUAAAAUGAAUUUUAAUACGUUUUUCAACGGAAAAGAAAUCGUCAUUGCUGGGAAACUAUCCGACGACAACGUACAAGUGCUGAAUCUAAUAGUAACUGGCAAUGGGGUGGAUGGUCACGUGGAACUAGAACUCGAAUCGGAUAUAAAGAGUCGAGUUCCGGAAUUAACAAAAGUUGGUGACCUUGAAAAAAUCACCGAAAGAAUAUGGGCAUAUUUAACAAUCAAACAACUUUUAGAAAAAGCAAUCGGUGAAAACAAUGAAGCAGAAAAGAAAAAGUUAAAUGACAAGGCUUUAGGAAUGUCAAUGAAGUACAAGUUUGUUACACCUUUGACCUCUAUGGUUGUUACAAAACCAGACGAACGAGAUCUCGGAGCUUAUGAAGAAGACGAAGAUGCAAGACUUGCCCUUGCUGAUACUAUAAAUGGUCCGAGAACAGCAGGUUAUUCACCAGGAAGUAGCAUAGUGAUCCCUAGUCGGACACCAUCCGGUGGUUCUUCGUCAACUAGUAGGAUAGCUUAUAGUCAAAACAGAGGAAGCGGUGGUGGUGGUGGUGGUGGCAGUCGUGGAGGAGGAGGUGGAGGAGAUCCACAUUUUAUGUUGAGGAUUAAUGGUAUAGAGUUCCCAAUAUGCUUCGAUGUCGAUACACGUGACGGAGAUGUUAUCCGGAUGUUGAAAGAUCCAAUCGCAGGUAUAACUAUAAACGCUGGAAUUAUUGGAUCAACAGCUAAAAAAACUAAUGGAGAAUUUAAAACAUUUGUUGGAGAACUUGCUAUCUUGACCCCUGCAGCACGCAUUUACAUAAAACCAGAUGACAUUACAUUUAAUAGAGCUGCAUUAUCUUGGAAUGACGAAAGCGUCUUUGAAAUGGAAGGAAUAAAAAUACACGUGAAUAGAAAUGAACUUCAUGACCGAACAAUAUACAUUGAUUUUGGAAAUGACAUCAUUAUUGAAAUCCGUCGACUUAUGAAGGAAGGGACUGACCGUGUUGUUAACCACCUUAACAUGUACAUUGACAAAGAAACGGGAAUAUCAGACAUAGCCGGAGGUAUCAUAGGUCAGUUUGUUCAUAAAAAGACAACACUAUUUAAGAUUGGACUGGACAAAAAAGGAAGAGAGCAUGGACACUUUAGAGAGACUGAAAAUAUGACUAAAACUCAUUUUAAUGCCAUUCUACACAAGAAGCCAGAUAUAAUUACUGGCGAAAUGGUCUGGUGUUGGAAUGUCUACAAGAAAACUGAAGGACUUUUAGAUGGUGAUUUGAAAGAUUAUUUCAUUUCUGAUAUUGGUUAUGCAUACAGUCCUUGGGUGGAGUAAACUUUCCACUAACACAAUACACCAUUACACCAUGCACCAUACACCAUUACACCAUACACGUUACACCUUUGCACUAUAUACACCUUACACAUUACACCAUUACGUAAUUUAAUUUCAAAGAAAAGCUUGCGACUACAAAAUUAUUUAUUUAUUUAAAAAAACAAAUUUUGAUCACAAUAUUGUAAAUUAAUGUAUAAAAUUCAAAAUCAGUUCUUAUCAAUAUUUUGCAGAGUUUUAAAUGUCGUACACCAUUCGUUUACACAUUCCCGAUCGCACGUUACACCAUUACACCAUUUACACCAUUCCCCUUACACCACAUACCAUAGCAACAUACACCUCCUAUCAUUGCACCAUAUGCCAUACAACAUUACACCAUACACGUGUUUUGGGAUGUUUACACCAUCGAAAUGCUGUAGUAACAAAAUGUUUAUUAUUCUAAAUACCCUUAUCUCAGAUAUUAUUAGUUCAUUGUAUUUGAAUUGUUCAAUGACAAUGUCAUUAACAUGCUAUGUAAUAUGGCGUUACAACUGCUAGAACUACGUCGUCAGUUCCUAUUAUCAACGUUUUGACUUCAUUUUCUUGCCAUAAUUAAUGCAAGUUCUUAUAAUUGGAGAAGUAUUUGUUUUUAUUCAAAAGCAAACAGAAGAAUACAGAGAGAGGUUGAGUCAACAUCACCGGCAAUCAUCACCGUCUCGGCAAUCUUAUAUAUAUGAUUUUUAGCAAUGGCGUUGUCAGUUUAUUUUCUAUUUAUGAGUUUGACUGUCCCUCUGGUAUCUUUCGUCCCUCUUCUACAUUUUCACUUCAUACACCAUAGAACUAUCAAGAAAAAGUGUUUUUUUUAACACAUCAAAGUGUUCUUCUAAUUACUUUAAAGUAAUCAAUCUUCAUUUUUUUUUCAAUUUAUGUUAAGGUUGUCGAUGUGUAAAAGAAAACUUUUUAAUUUGUGACAGAAACCGUGGUAAUUUUAAAUAAUGCGAAUUCAUUGUAUAUAUUCAAACAAUCAAAAUAGGUGAAAUCUUGUUAGUUAAAGUAUGGUUAAUAUUCCCAGAACCAUACAUAUGUGACAAUGAUCAUCGCCAAGUAUAAGUCUUGUCUUAACAGGUAAUAAUGUAUCAAUUAGUUUAAAUCCAAUAUCAAGAUCCAAAACAUAUAUUAUUUCAAUAGAGUGGUGAUAUCUGGAAACUAAGAUGACAAUAACAUUCCACGAAAGACAGGAAUUCAUAUUGAAUUUAUAAUAUAUAUAUGAUUUAUCUUCUUUGAAUUUUGUAUGUACAAAUUAAAACAUUACAGCACAGUAUUGUAUAUGUAAGAUAUUAAAUCUAGUUUUGAAUAA